AAUUCAUUUGUAUUCUAAAUUUUUCAUAUCGUCCCUUGUGCUCAACAUCCAUGACUAGUUACUAUCAUGUUUCCUUGUAUUUUUGGCUUUCCAUUGCCACCAUCUCACACCUCGCAAUUGUCUCAACCUUUGCUCAAUCCCAAAACUAUAUCAUCCACAUGGAUUCAUCAGUGAUGCCUAAAGCCUUUUCUGAUCACCAUUCAUGGUACUUGGCAACGUUAGACUCCGCAUUAGGCAAGUUUACCCCUAGCACCACUGCGACCUCCUCCUCCUCCGCCCUCUCUUCCAAACUCAUUUAUAGUUAUACUCAUGCCAUGAAUGGUUUCAGUGCAAGUCUCACUGCUUCCGAGCUUGAGGCCUUAAAAAGCUCUCCAGGCUACAUUUCUUCAGUGAAAGACUUGCCAGUAAAAAAAGACACAACUCACACCUCCCAGUUUCUUGGCCUCAACUCCAAAUCCGGAGCGUGGCCAGUUGCGAAUUACGGCAAAGACGUGAUCAUCGGGUUGGUGGACACGGGCGUUUGGCCAGAAAGUGAAAGCUUUAACGAAGAUGGAAUGUCAAAAAUCCCACCAAGAUGGAAAGGAGAAUGUGAAAGUGGCACCCAAUUCACCUCCUCAUUGUGCAACAAAAAGCUUAUUGGGGCAAAGUUCUUUAACAAAGGGCUCGUUGCCCAGAAUCCCAAUUUGACCAUUGAGGUGAAUUCAACGAGGGACACUGACGGGCAUGGGACCCACACCUCGUCUACGGCCGCAGGAAAUUACGUGGCCGGGGCAUCAUUUUUUGGUUACGCCCCAGGAACUGCCAGCGGCAAGGCUCCUAGAGCGCAUGUGGCCAUGUACAAGGUUUGGGAUGAGGGAGCAUUGUCUUCCGAUAUAAUUGCUGCCAUUGAGCAAGCAAUUAUAGACGGUGUGGAUGUUUUGUCCUUGUCAUUUGGGUUUGAUGGUGUUCAUUUGUAUGAGGAUCCUGUUGCCAUAGCAACAUGUUCUGCCUUGGAGAGAGGUGUUUUUGUGUCCACAUCGGCAGGAAAUGAGGGUCCUUUAUUUGGUACCUUGCAUAAUGGUAUCCCUUGGGUUCUCACGGUUGCAGCAGGUACAAUUGAUCGGGAAUUCAAAGGAACUGCGCAUCAUGGAAAUGGAAACUCCGUCACGGGGUCCACGCUCUAUCCCGGAAAUUCAUCUUCAACCCAAUUUCCAGUUGUUUUCUUUGAUGCGUGUAACAACACAAAAACAUUGAAGCAGUUGGGGAAGAAGAUCGUCGUGUGCCAGGACAGAAAUGAUACGUUGUACUAUCAAGUUUAUAAUGUCAGCAGCACAAAUGUUGCCGGAGGCAUCUUCAUUACCAGCAACACAGAUUUGGAGUUAUUCAUCCAAAGCAUUUUUCCCGCAAUCUUUCUGAGUCCAAAGGAAGGUGAAGUGAUCAAAGAUUACAUCAACAGCAACUCACGGCCAAAAGCAAGCUUGGAGUUUCAAAAGACACUUCUUGGGGCCAAACCAGCACCAAGUGUUACCAGCUACUCGUCUAGAGGGCCUUCCUUUAGCUUCCCCCGGACCUUGAAGCCAGACAUUCUGGCUCCAGGGUCGUUAGUCUUGGCUGCAUGGCCUCAAAAUAUCUUCGCGGCCAUGGUAGGCAAGAAAGACUUGUUUAGUAAUUUUAAUCUGUUGUCAGGGACAUCCAUGUCUUGCCCCCAUGUAGCUGGAAUAGCGGCGCUUCUGAAAGGUGCAAACCCAGAAUGGAGCCCUGCUGCUAUUAGAUCUGCCAUGAUGACGACAUCAGACAUAUUGGAUAACACGGGUAGCCCCAUAAAAGACAUCGGUGACGCUUACCAGUCAGCUAGUCCUCUAGCCAUCGGAGCUGGGCAUGUCAACCCUAACAAAGCCCUAGACCCCGGGCUCAUUUACGAUGCGAAAAUUGAAGAUUACGUUAACCUUCUUUGUGCACUCAACUACACCAAUAAGCAAAUCCAAACCAUCACUAAAUAUGCCUCGAACGACUGUUCAACUCCUUCCUUAGAUCUUAACUACCCUUCUUUCAUUGCAUUCUUCAACUCAAACAAGAGGCACUCGGACGUACAAACGACUCAUGAAUUCCGGAGGACAGUGACCAACCUAGGAAAGGGGCCAUCGACCUACGUUGCCAGCGUGGCACCGUUGAAAGGGUUUGUGGUUGGAGUGGUUCCGGAGAAGUUGGAGUUCACGGAGGUGGGUGAGAAGCUGAGCUUUGUGAUGAGUAUAAAAGGUCCAAGAGUAAUGAAAGAGGCGGUGGUUUUUGGUUCUCUGAGUUGGGUGGAGAGUGAAGGUGAACAUGUGGUGAGAAGCCCCGUCGUGGCUUCAAGCCUCAUCAGUUGAUCAGAGAUAAGUGUCGCAGCAGAGAUAACUUGCCUGCUCUAUAGCAAGCAUGUGAUCAUUCCCUUGCUAAAUAAAAUGGCAAUUACAGUUUCAAAUAAAUAUAGGAUGUCAGGCUUACAGCAGCUUUGUGUCUGAUUAAAUUAAUUAAAGCCGGCAACUAGCGAUUUCAGGUUAUUUGUAAGGUUUUGUGUGGUUUGUUAGUCAUAUACGGUAUAGCUUUGUUUAUUGGUGAACGUACCGUUGGAACUUUGGAAGACAUUAGACUUUGUAAACUGAAAAAAAUAAACAAUCAACGUUGAAUGUUUAUUUAAGUUG
Messenger RNA from Pyrus x bretschneideri (Chinese white pear), 2660 nucleotides. RefSeq names its product subtilisin-like protease SBT3. Lineage: Eukaryota; Viridiplantae; Streptophyta; Magnoliopsida; Rosales; Rosaceae. The record is from RefSeq and is a predicted model, not a curated record. Gene Ontology annotation, biological process: proteolysis. Gene Ontology annotation, molecular function: serine-type endopeptidase activity.